AUGUCUAGUCAACGACGGCACCAAGACUAUGCGAUCGGGUGGAUAUGCCCGCUGGAGGUGGAGCAGACCGCAGCCUUAUUGAUGUUAGAUGAAACGCACGAUCGCCUCACACAACAGCCAGCAGACCAGAAUGUCUACACUCUGGGAAGCAUUGCUGGCCACAAUAUCGUGAUUGCCGGUUUACAUCAGCCCGGCAACAGCCCAGCCGCCACUGUAGUCACUCAAAUGCGAAACACGUUUCCAAGUAUCCAUUACGUUCUCUUAGUCGGUAUUGGAGGUGGAGUCCCCGUUAGAACCGAGAGUGAUUGGGUCCGACUGGGAGAUGUGGUUGUUAGCAAGCCUAUUGGGGAAUAUCCAGGGGUGGUGCAAUAUGACACUGGCAAAGCGGAAGUUGGUCAGUUCAAACGCAUUGGAGCUCUGCCUCCGCCCCCUGUAGUUCUUCUACAAGCGGCACAAGACAUGGCAGUAAAGCGGGCCCUUCUGAAGACACAGGACGACCCAAUCUCGAAAUGUCUUCAACGCAUACCUAGUGACAUCCCUGCUUUGGAAAAGUAUCUUCACCCGGGCUCUGCAAAAGAUCGUCUCUACCACAAUGAUUAUAUCCAUAAGCAACCCGGCAUCCCUUGUGACGAAUGCAAGUGUGAUCUUGCCAGGCUCAGGUUGCGUGACGGCCCUGGAAAAGCGAGCCCUGAAUAUGUCCGUGUUCACAGAGGUGUAAUUGCUUCGGGCGGAAUGGUGAUCAAAGACGCCAACAAGAGAGACGAAUUGGCGGGGAAGUACGGCAUUCUGUGCUUUGAAACUGAGGCUGCAGGAAUCCUGGCCGACCUGCCUGCCUUGGUGAUCCGCGGAAUCGCAGACUACUGUGACUCUCAUAAGAAUGACCAGUGGCAUGGGUAUGCUGCAGCUACGGCAGCAGCAUACGCUCGCCAGCUUAUUCUCCAUACGCCAACGUAUAGUAACUUGAGGUCGACGCCAUUUGAUAACAAAGUGGUUAAUACAGCAUCUCCCAGCCUGAUAAUACCCUGGGUGCAGUUAUUCGAACAGAUGCAAACGUUGCAAUUAACGGCUUCUAGCCUCCUGCCCUCCGUAAAUGACCAGCGUAAGGAGCUCGCUGCCUGGAUUGCUCUGUCUCGCCCCCAGUUCAAAAGAUGGGCAACUUCAACCCUUGAAGUCUCAAAGGUGCUGUGGAUCCGUGGAGGUCCGGGAUGCGGCAAGACUGUUUUGACUGCGAGCAUUAUACAACAUGUCACAACAUAUUUCUUCUGCAGGCAUGAGGAUGAACGAAAGCAAGACCCGAACGAAAUUGCACGUUCCUGGGUUCGGCAAAUAGUGAACAAAAUGGAUGACGCAGUAAAUAUAGCGUAUCCGCUAUGCGAGAAAAACAAAUCACGUGCGGCCACCGUGACGGAAGUAUGGGAAAUAUUGUACCAGAUAUGUCAUGGCAUGGAUAAUUGUAUGCUCUUUUUGGAUGGGCUUGAUGAGUGUGUAAUGUCGGGUGGUCCAUGGCAUCAAGAUAAGGCGAGCUUUCUUGCGCACCUAUGGAGCACGGUAAGUGGAACAACAGCUAGAGUCCUCAUAUCCAGCAGAACCCGUCAGGAUGCAAUAGCCCUCCUUGAGUACAACAUCGCCACUGAGGACACCGCACAGGAUAUUAUUGACUACUCAACUAGCGUCGUUAACGAGAGACUCGGGAUAUCCAAGGAUGUUGCACACAAAUGUGGCGGCAUGUUCCUGUGGGUCCGACUUAUGGGGAAACAACUUUCUCCCGGAUUGAAUAAAAAUCAGACGUAUCAAAGAGAGAUGCAAUCCAUCCUGAAUCUUGGCGUUGAUGAAAAGUUGCGAGCUAUUGGGAUCCUUCGGUGGACAUAUUUCGCUGCCCGCCCUCUUACUGUACGAGAGUUAACAGAGGCACUUCUCACAGAAGCCACUUCUUUGACCACAUACCCAUUCGAUGAGAUGCCGGAUACAUGGGAUGAAUACUACUCGCUGGUCGAUAUACGGGGCUCUUCUGCAUCUAGCAUCACAAACCAUACAGUUCACUUCAUACACACAUCUGUGAAGGAGUUUCUGUCUCAGACCAGCGCAGCAAAAGAGCAUGAGUUGCUCGCUAGAACCUGCCUCACUUACCUUUGUUUUGAUGAGAUUACCGUGGAUGAUCCGUAUGACUUAGAUGUCUUGCAGAACAAAAAGGAGAUGUUUCGGUUUUUAGAAUAUGCAUCCCUGUUUUGGUAUGCUCAUUUCAUUCGGGUGUUGCUCGAUCCCUCCUCAACUCGCUGGAUAUUGUGGUCAGAAAUUGUCAGUCAAAAGCUGUGGCCAGUUUCUAUCCUGCAUGCAACCGAAGAAGAUAACAGACCAACUCCUCUCCAUAUAGCAUCAUGUAUGGGCUUAUUGGAUACUAUGGAAUGGCUCCUCUCACUUGGCUCUGAUAUUGAUGCGACGGCAGGAAGGUUCGGCUCAGCACUCCAUUCUGCUGCUGGGCGAGGCCAGAAGAAUGCCAAUAGACCUGGCGGUCUGUAUGGUUAUCCCAUUGUGGCAGCAGCAGCUGCGGCCAAGUAUGAUUCACUCAAGUCGGCAGAGAUCGUUCAUAUUCUUCUCGAAGCAGGCGCGGAUAUUUCUUGCCGUGACCAAACAGGGCGUAAAGGUUCAGCUAUACUUCUUCAAAACGGCGCCACUGUCGAUGUCCGUGAUGACCACGAGCGUACGCCGCUGUUUCUUCUCAUCAAAAACGGGGCUAAAGCAUCGACCAUAGAUGUAGACAGCCAAACACCGCUUUUUGCUGCUAUUCAAAAUGGCCAUACGUCUAUUGUUGAGACCUUGACUCAAUACGAUAUCGAUGUCAGGACACAGGACAAUGCUGGGCUUACACCGCUACAUAUUGCGGUAAAAUUAGGCCACGAGCAGAUUGUUAAUAUUCUGCUCCGUCAUGGAGCAGAUGCAAAUGCAGCAGAUAAGAAUGGGAUGACACCGGUAUUUUUCGCAGCACUUGACGGGAACAAUGCAAUCCUGCAAGACUUGAUCCAGCACCAGGGACAAGUAAACCGCAAGACCUCCCUUGCGGCAUGGACACCAUUGCACGCUGCGGCCUGUGGAAAAAGAGAACAGGCCACCACCGUACAACUUCUGCUAGAUAAUGGAGCGGAGGUGGAUGCUGCUGACAGCCACGGGAAUACCCCUCUGUUUUAUGCUGCUGGAAAUGGUCUUCCGGCCACUAUUGAAACUCUUAUUCGAUACAACGCGCAGAUAAACGCGACACAAGAACAAGGUCUGACACCAAUAUAUGCCGCACUUGCCGGUGUACAACCGUUGGCUCUUGAGACUCUAGUAAAAUAUGGGGGACGUAAUCUUAUCGGCGAUGAGUGUGUCACUCUGCGUGGGUAUACUCCGUUGAUGAUUGCAAUUUUGAUUGAAGAAUUUCGCCCUCUUGUCCAAACCCUUGUCAGAGCCGGUAUGUGGGUGAACUCUCGAGACAAUGCAGGGUUAGCACCUCUACACUUAGCUACACUACUUGGGGAUGUGGGAAUCCUUGAACUUCUCUUACAAAAUGAUGCCGCCGUGAAUGUUAUGACUGACAAAGGUUGGACGCCAUUACAUCUGGCCGUGAGCGAAGGGAAGGAGGACAUUGUUCAGUUAUUACUGGACAAUAAUGCGGAUGUAAAUGCAGGAAAUGAUGAGAUCACACCAAUUUAUAUAGCUAUUGAUAACAGGGACGCGCUCAUUACCAGGAGGCUUGUUCGAUAUGGGGCUGAGGCAGACCAUGGACCUGAAUUUGGACCAGAGUUCCUGGCCUAUGCUAAUCAUUGGGGACAUGAUCGCAUUGUUAAGCUUAUGGUAGAACACUUGCUUUCAAAGGACGCUGUUGACUAG
Messenger RNA from Aspergillus alliaceus, 3864 nucleotides. RefSeq names its product ankyrin repeat-containing domain protein. Lineage: Eukaryota; Fungi; Ascomycota; Eurotiomycetes; Eurotiales; Aspergillaceae. Gene Ontology annotation, biological process: nucleoside metabolic process. The transcript has 15 exons. Bases 1 to 3864 code for a protein of 1287 amino acids. The record is from RefSeq and is a predicted model, not a curated record. Gene Ontology annotation, molecular function: catalytic activity; protein binding.